AUGGCUUCCGACAAGAAACAAAAGAAAGGAUCGCCCGCGAAGGCAGCUACAGCCAAGGGCUCUACAAAGGCUGCAGCCCCUCCUAAGCCACUUAUAUCAGCAGUUGCAACUUUUCUCAACGACUUCGGCUAUAGCUCCGCCAGCCGUGCUCUAGUCAAGGAACAUAAGCAGCGGGAUGGAGAGGAUGUUUUGCUUGGAAGCAAGGAUGCGGCACCAUCUCUCGUGACACUCUACUCUAGCUGGAAAGCCUCCUCCGAUUCAAGCAGCAGUGGUGUCGGCGACAACGAGUCUCAAUCCAGUGAAUCCAGUUCUGAAUCGGAUUCUGAUACCAGCUCUUCCGAUUCUGGCAACGAUUCGGAUUCUGAGUCGACUUCCGAUGCCGAGUCGUCAGAUUCAGAUUCAGAAUCUGAGUCCGAGUCCGGGUCUGGCUCUGAUGUGGAAAUGGACGAUGCCCCUGAAGUACAGAAAGAAAGCAGCUCAUCCUCGUCAGCAUCAUCUUCUGAUAGUUCCGAGGAAGAGUCUGAAGAAGACGCUCCUCCUCCAAAAUCACAAAGCCUUAAGCGUAAGGCUGAGUCUGAGGAUGAGUCACAGCCUUCCAAGUCGAAAAAGACAAAGACAGUCGAGGUCUCGAAGAGUUCCUCCAAAGACUUUGAAUCUGAUGAGGCUUCAUCCUCGAGCGAAAGCUCGUCCAGUAGCUCGGAAUCGGAAUCCGAUUCUGAUUCAGAUUCAGAUUCCGACUCCGAAUCAGAUGAUCAAAAUGAAACAUUGAAAGAAGCUGUGAAGACAGCUUUACCCGACUCCGACGAAAGUAGCUCAGAAGACUCAAGCGAUUCUGACGACAGCGACGAUUCUUCUUCAGCAGAUUCUUCUGAGGACGAAGGUGAACAGAAAAGCUCCAAUGAUUCUAGCGAUUCAUCCACUACGCUGGCCUCGGAUACUCCAAAAUCGGGUCCCAAGAAGACUCAAAAACAUGCAGAGAAGGAGUCCUUCAAUUCUGUACCCUUGCCACCUGAACCCAAAAUCAAGAAGCAAAAUACCGGCGCUCGCCCUACAAGGUUGGCUGCUGCCAGCGCUCUUCCCCACGACCAUCCCUCAAACAACUACGUUGCAUACGCUUAUGCAGAGCGUGCCCACAAGGAUCUUUCAGUCACGCGCGGGAAAGGUUUCACCAAAGAGAAGAACAAAAAGAAGCGCGGUUCUUACCGUGGAGGACCUAUCGAUAUUGGCCCUUCCCAAUAUAGCUUCAAGUUUGAAGACUAA
Messenger RNA from Talaromyces proteolyticus, 1260 nucleotides. RefSeq names its product SRP40, C-terminal domain-containing protein. NCBI's taxonomy places the organism in Eukaryota, Fungi, Ascomycota, Eurotiomycetes, Eurotiales, Trichocomaceae. The transcript has 2 exons. Bases 1 to 1260 code for a protein of 419 amino acids. The record is from RefSeq and is a predicted model, not a curated record.